This is a messenger RNA of Penicillium verhagenii, 741 nucleotides long. RefSeq lists its product as uncharacterized. The record is from RefSeq and is a predicted model, not a curated record. NCBI's taxonomy places the organism in Eukaryota, Fungi, Ascomycota, Eurotiomycetes, Eurotiales, Aspergillaceae. Gene Ontology annotation, molecular function: hydrolase activity. The coding region runs from base 1 to 741 and encodes 246 amino acids. The transcript is spliced from 4 exons.
AUGGCAUCCAACCCCCCUGCUGCUUGCUGCACCGUGGGUGUUACGCAUGAAGGUGUGCCUAGAGGGACAAUCCAGCAGAUUGACGGCGUUGAGACUUAUUUUUCAUACCCGGAGAGUCAAUCCACCAAACGGGCUAUCCUCCUGUGUACUGAUGUGAUCGGUCACCGCUUUAUUAAUGCUCAACUGAUUGCAGACCAACUGGCGGCCAACGGAUACUUUGUCGUUAUGCCAGACUUAUUUCAUGGCGAUCCUGUACCAUUGAACCGCCCCGCUGGCUUUGAGCUGCAAGCUUGGUUGAACGGUCCGCCUGGUCAUCUUCUAAAUCGUGUGGAGCCGGUGGUUCAGGCGGUCCUGAAAGAGAUGAAGUCUAAUUUGGGUUGCGAGCGUGUCGGUGGAGUUGGUUACUGUUUCGGAGCCAAAUAUGUUAUUCGUCUACUCCAACCUGGUCAGCUCGAUGUCUCCUAUGUGGCGCAUCCUAGCUUUGUCGACAGUGAAGAACUAGCCGCCAUCAAGGGCCCUCUAUCCAUUUCAGCAGCUGAGAUCGAUACCAUCUUUCCCGCCCCCAAGCGCCGCGAAUCUGAGGAUAUCUUACUCAAGACGGGCCAACCAUACCAAGUCAACCUAUUCGGUGGUGUGGAACAUGGGUUUGCAGUCCGAGGGGACCUUUCCACCCCUGCUAUUAAAUUUGCCAAAGAGUCAGCUUUUCUUCAGGCCGUAGCCUGGUUCAACCAGUAUUUGUAA